Messenger RNA from Elephantulus edwardii (Cape elephant shrew), 564 nucleotides. Its product is annotated as 40S ribosomal protein SA-like. Bases 1 to 564 code for a protein of 187 amino acids. Gene Ontology annotation, biological process: ribosomal small subunit assembly; cytoplasmic translation. The record is from RefSeq and is a predicted model, not a curated record. Gene Ontology annotation, cellular component: 90S preribosome; ribosome; cytosolic small ribosomal subunit. Lineage: Eukaryota; Metazoa; Chordata; Mammalia; Macroscelidea; Macroscelididae. Gene Ontology annotation, molecular function: structural constituent of ribosome. The transcript is spliced from 2 exons.
AUGAAGUUUGCUGCUGCUACUGGGGCCAUUCCUAUUGCCGGGCGCUUCACUUCUGGAACCAUCACUAACCAGAUCCAGGCAGCCUUCCGGGAGCCUCAUCUUCUGGUGGUUACCGACCCCAGGGCUGACCAUCAGCCUCUGACAGAAGCAUCUUACUUUAACUUGCCCACCAUUGCCCUGCGUAACACAGAUUCUCCUCUGCGCUACGUAGACAUUGCUAUCCCAUGCAACAACAAGGGAGCUCACUCCGUGGGCUUGAUGUGGUGGAUGCUGGCCCGGGAAGUCCUGUGCAUGCAUGGCACAAUCUCCUGGGAACACCUAUGGGAGGUCAUGCCCGAUCUAUACUUCUACAGACAUCCCGAAGGGAUUGAAAAUGAAGAACAGGCUGCUGCUGAAAAGGCUCCUGAAGUUACAGACUGGUCCGAAGGUGUCCAGGUGCCCUCUGUGCCGAUUCAGCACUUCCCUACUGAAGACUGGAGCGCUCAGUCUGCAACUGAAGGCUGGUCUGCAGCCCCCACUGCCCAGGCCACUGAGUGGGUGGGCACCAUCACGGAGUGGUAUUAA